Molecule: messenger RNA, 2382 nt
Organism: Aspergillus steynii IBT 23096
Lineage: Eukaryota; Fungi; Ascomycota; Eurotiomycetes; Eurotiales; Aspergillaceae
Gene: optB
Product: small oligopeptide transporter, OPT family
Exons: 20
Coding region: 1-2382 (793 amino acids)
Biological process (GO): transmembrane transport
Molecular function (GO): oligopeptide transmembrane transporter activity
Source: RefSeq, a predicted model, not a curated record
AUGGCCAAAACGCCCUCAGACAAAGGCAUCGAGCCAUCCCAGGCGGAGGUCGCCACCGGCUACAUUUAUCCUGCCGACGAAGCGAUCAAGGAUCUUCGCAAAAUCAAGAAUUCCCACCAAUGGGAUCCCAACCUACCGCAGGAGGAGCUCGACGCGAUCAACGACGCCGCCGCGACCGACGACCAGGAAAAGGCAGGGAACGUUGAUAAGUCUUUUCUCCAGGAUUCCCCUUACGAAUCUGUUCGCGCAGCUGUACGGAAUACCGAUGGCGGGGAGGUGGCAAAUACGGUGCGCGCGUGGGUGUUGGGCAUGAUUUUCGUGACGCUGGGGAGUGGGCUGAAUAUGUUCUUGAGCAUGCGGAGCCCUGCGAUCUCGUUUCCCGCGAUUGUCGUGCAAUUGCUGGUGUAUCCGGUUGCCUGUUUAUGGGCGAGGGUUAUGCCAACGAAGGUGUUCAACACCUUCGGUCUGAAAUGGACCCUUAACACAGGGCCUUUUACAAUCAAAGAGCAUACUGUUAUCACGAUCAUGGCAAACGUCUCUAUCGGAUAUGCAUAUAGCACGGAUGCUCUGCUAGCCCUCAAAGCGAAGCCUCUAUACAAUCUGGACAUCGGCUGGGGUUUCCAACUCCUAUUCACCCUCAGCAGCCAGUUAAUCGGUAUCUCGCUAGCGGGUCUUUUUCGUCGGUUUCUCGUGUGGCCUGCCGCCAUGAUCUGGCCCGGAAUGUUUGCGAAUUCCUCUCUGUUCUACGCUCUCCACGAUAAAAGCACGUCGGAUGCAUCACAAAGCAACGGGUGGACUGUCUCGCGGUAUCGAUACUUCCUCUAUGUGAUGGUGGGAGCUUUUGCGUGGUACUGGAUCCCCGCUGUCCUCUGGCAAGGACUGUCGGUCUUUGCUUUUAUCACAUGGAUCAAACCGAACAAUGUGGUCUUGAAUCAGCUCUUUGGGGGCUUCAGCGGCUUAUCGCUGAUUCCAAUUACAUUCGACUGGACCUACGUUUCUGCGUAUCUCCUCGAUCCAUUGCUCGCGCCAGUGCACGCGCUCCUCAACACGCUCAUCGGUUUGAUUGUAUUUGUUAUUAUCUCUACUAUAGGUAUCGCCUAUACAGGUGCUCUGUACUCUGACUACCUCCCUAUAAACACAUCGACAACAUACGACAACACGCAGCAAAAGUACAAUGUCUCCCGCAUUCUCGGUCCUGGAUUUUCGUUUGAUGAGCAGAAAUACAAAGCUUACUCGCCCAUGUUCUUGGCGCCGACCUUUGCUCUGAAUUACGGUCUCUCGUUCGCGGCGCUCACCGCGGCAAUUUUUCACGUCAUUGUAUUUCAUCACAAGGAAAUAUGGUACCGCUUCAAAACGGCACAGAAUCAAGAGCCGGAUAUCCAUCUGCAUCUGAUGAAGAAAUAUCGGGAAGCUCCGGAGUGGUGGUACGCGGCGUUGUUUCUGGUAUCUAUCGCCCUGGGGCUGGCUGGAAUUCUUGGCUAUGAUACGCAGACUCCUUGGUGGGCGUUUUUCGUGUCCAUUAUCAUUGCUGUGGUGUUUGUUAUUCCGACCUGCAUGAUCCUAGCGAUUACCAACAUCACCCUCUCGCUGAACGUUCUGUCGCCUUUCCUUGCCGGGUUCAUGAUCCCCGGGAAGCCCAUUGGGGUUAUGAUCUUCAAGGUGUUUAGCACGAUCACCCUUGGACAAGCUCAAACCUACUGCCAGGAUUUGAAACUCGCACACUACAUGAAAAUUCCACCCCGGAUAGUCUUCACUGCGCAGGUGGCUGCAACAGCUUGGGCCUGUUUUGUUCAAGUCGCUGUGAUGAAUUGGACCCUCGCAAAUAUCGAUGGCGUCUGCACUUCUGAUCAAUCCGCACACUUCACCUGUCCGAACGGGUCGACUUUCUUCUCAUCGAGUAUUGUCUGGGGUGUGAUCGGUCCCAAACGCAUGUUCGGCCCUGGAGCAAUCUACACCUCCAUCCAAUGGUUCUGGUUGCUCGGUGCUCUUCUGCCCAUCGCGUUCUACAUCUGUAUGAGAUUCUGGCCUCGUUCGCCAGCGCGGUUUUUAAAUGCACCAGUAAUGCUCGGCGCAAUGGCCUGGCUUCCUCCAGCAACCCCACUGAGCUUCUCAAGCUGGGCUAUGUUCGGCCUGUUGUUCAACUACUUCAUCCGUCGUCGCUGGCCCGGCUGGUGGCAUACGUACAACUACAUCACGGCGGCGGGACUGGAUUCCGGGCUCGUUAUCUCCACCAUUAUUAUAUUCUUUGCGAUUACUUUGCCGGACGUGGCCAUUCCGAACUGGUGGGGCAACGUAGCUGUUUAUGAGACAAUGGACUCGUUGUAUACGGCUUAUCGGAAGACUGUCAGAGAAGGAGGAAAGUUCGGGCCGGAGACGUGGUAA